GUUUGUUUCAUCAACGUGAUCAGUUCAGUUGAUCCCACGAUGGUCAAGUGUGAAAGGGUGGUAAAUAUUUUUUUAAUUCUUGUAGCAUCUGCAUUGGGACAAUUAGAGGAAGGCGACCGAUGCGGCAGAAAUGGAGUUUGCGAAUUUCUAACUGACUGUCCGCAAGCUAUAUCUGACCUUAAAAAGGGUAUACUUCCCACAAAUGUAUGCGGCUAUAAAGGCAUUAAAUCGAUAAUAUGCUGCGAAAAUGACACCCCACGUCCUAUUGUAACUCAAAGAACGCCUACACCGCUUAUUGCAAGACGUACAAACACUCCAACCUCAACACCUUUAUACCAGAGGCCCAAUUUAUGCAACACCAAACCACCAGGUGACUUAGUGAGAAGAAUUGCAGCUCAACAAGUACCAGGUGAUAAAGCUAGAGAAAUGUGCAAACGAUAUUCACAAUAUGCCUAUGAAUCUACACCAUUUGGUUCAACUGAAUUAAAAUGCCCUAUAAAACAAACAUCUUAUAUCUCCAAUAUAACAGUACCAUCAGAAGGAGAGUUUCCGCAUAUGAUAGAGUUGGGGUACAUCACUGGCAAUAGAACAACUUGGAAUUGCGGCGGAAAUCUGAUAAGCCCUAUUUUCAUUGUAACAACAGGUCAUUGCAUAAUUAGUACACCAAGACAGGGUCUAGUAACAUUUGCACGUGGAGGAAUAACCGACAUAAAUAAAAGAAAGCACAUGCAAAUUAGGAAUAUUGCACGAACAUUUUUACAUCCUUCUAUCAACAAGUUUUACAACGACAUCGGUCUCGUGGAAGUCGAUCGGCCUUUCGAUUUGAAUCCUUACCUGCGACCUGCUUGUUUGUACACUCAACAUGACAUACCCCAGAAAACUAUAUUAGCUUCUUCUUGGGAUAUGAUUAAGUUUGAUAACAAUAAAAUGCUGAAAAUUACCUUGGAUAUUUUCUCCACUACUGAGUGUAAUACUUUCUACGAGCCUUUCAUUAACAGAAAGAAUUCUAAUGUGUUUAAGGGAAUCGAUGAUGCAUCAAUGAUUUGUGCAGGGACUAGAACUAUUAGGGACUCAUGUAUUGGUAUUUCUGGUUAUCCACUAAUGCUGUUUCAUCCAGUUACAGAAAGUGUUAAAUGCAUGUACGAUGUUAUUGCUAUAACAGCGUUUGGUGCUUCCUGCAGUGCCAAUACGAUUAUACCUACUGUCUACCAAAGAAUGUCGAACUACAUUGAAUGGAUUGAAAAACUAGUGUGGCCAAUGUAUUAAUCCUAUGAUCUUUAGUUGUACUAGUAUUAGUAUUCAGUAAUAUUUAUAUUCAGUUAAUUUAAGUUGAACUUAAUGGCAUAAUUUUCCA
Phyllotreta striolata is the source of this 1354-nucleotide messenger RNA. NCBI's taxonomy places the organism in Eukaryota, Metazoa, Arthropoda, Insecta, Coleoptera, Chrysomelidae. The record is from the annotation of a GenBank genome assembly.